This is a messenger RNA of Gallus gallus (chicken), 2351 nucleotides long. It is a transcript of the gene PTPN2, whose product is annotated as protein tyrosine phosphatase non-receptor type 2. The record is from RefSeq and is a predicted model, not a curated record. Gene Ontology annotation, molecular function: protein tyrosine phosphatase activity. The coding region runs from base 12 to 1472 and encodes 486 amino acids. Lineage: Eukaryota; Metazoa; Chordata; Aves; Galliformes; Phasianidae. Gene Ontology annotation, biological process: protein dephosphorylation. The transcript is spliced from 9 exons.
GCCGCGAGUGUAUGUGCGCGCGCGGCGGCGGCAGGGCGGGCAGCGCGCGGGAGCUGGGCUGGCGGGCGGCGGUUCUGCCGCUCUGCUCCGGCCGCCGCCAUGUCCGCCGCCAUCGAGCGGGAGUUCCAGGAGAUCGACGCCACGAACGACUGGCAGGCGCGCUAUCUGGUGAGCGGACGAGGGGUUCGAUCGCCUGGCGGGGAGAGGGCCGCGGUCCGCCGGCGCCCGUUGCCGUUAUGCGGAGCGGAAGUCGUAGGGGCACGACUCGCUCUCAGGAAAUUCGACAUAAAUCCAGUGACUACCCUCAUAGAGUUGCAAAAUACCCAGAAAACAGAAAUCGAAACAGAUACAGAGAUGUUAGUCCAUAUGAUCACAGUCGAGUAAAACUGCAGAACACAGAGAAUGACUAUAUCAAUGCCAGCCUAGUGGUCAUAGAAGAAGCCCAGAGAUACUAUAUCUUAACACAGGGUCCACUACCUAAUACGUGUUGUCAUUUUUGGCUAAUGGUAUGGCAACAACAAACCAAAGCAGUUGUCAUGCUGAACAGAAUUGUUGAAAAAGACUCGGUGAAAUGUGCACAGUACUGGCCAACGAGAGGAGAAGAAGUUAUGGUAUUUAGUGAGACAGGUUUCCGUGUGAGGCUAGUAUCAGAAGACAUCAAAUCCUAUUACACUGUUCACCUACUGCAAUUAGAAAAUAUCAACAGUGGAGAAUCCAGGAUGAUAUCUCACUUUCAUUAUACUACGUGGCCAGAUUUUGGAGUUCCCGAGUCCCCAGCUUCAUUCCUGAACUUCCUUUUUAAAGUCAGAGAAUCUGGUUGCCUAAGUCCUGAGCAUGGACCUGCAGUGGUUCACUGUAGUGCAGGCAUAGGACGAUCCGGCACGUUUUCAUUAGUAGACUCUUGUCUUGUUCUGAUGGAAAAAAAGGAUCCAUUUUCUGUAGAUAUUAAGAAGGUAUUACUGGAUAUGAGAAAAUAUCGAAUGGGACUUAUUCAGACACCUGAUCAACUAAGAUUUUCAUAUAUGGCUGUAAUAGAAGGAGCAAAAUUUAUAAUGGGAGAUUCAACUAUACAGAAACGGUGGAAGGAGCUCUCUAAGGAGGACCAGGCACCAAGCAGUGAGCAGUCUCCUCCACACCCAGCCAAAAUAACCACCGAGAAGUACAAUGGGAACAGCGUAGGCCUGGAGAGUAAAGAUCAGGUGGAGAAAAUAAAUACUAGCCUGUCCACUAAAGUUCAAGAUGGCACAGAUGGAAGCGUUGAAAGUGCUGUCCGAAAACGACUGCGAGAGGAUAGGAAAGCUAACACAGCACAGAAGCUCCAGCAGAUGAAGCAGAAGCUAAAUGAGACUGAAAGAAAAAGAAAAAGGUGGUUAUAUUGGAAACCUAUUCUUGCUAAGAUUGGGUUUGGUACACUGAUUUUAGUUGGCGCUUAUUAUUGCUGGAAAAUGUAUUUUCAAGAACAUUCCUUGUAAGUAACAGUAAGCCUGUCUGCUCCAGCAGCUGAUUUUGCUGCAAGUUAAUGACCAGGGGUGUGACUCUAAGCAGUAAACUCCUUACACCCGGAAUGGGUGCAGACCAUUACAUAUGAUAGAGGAGUGAUGUAAACUUGAUAAUCUGUCAACAUCUCAGGACUUUCCACUGCAGGUACUUUGAACUGCUUCCCCCCAACAGAGUUGUUAUUUUUUGUUCGUAUAAGGAGGUGCAAAUGUGCUGCAACUUCCAAAAAUGGUCUACUGGAUCUAGAGCAAACCCUGAACCACAGAGUUGUAGCUACUGAAGGCUGUUUGGAUUUAAAUUUACAUGCCUGACAUAAGCAAUAAACAGUGUUGUACCAUUACGUUAUUAAUACCAAGAAGUUAUCCUUAAAUGUGUGUAAUGUGUAAUGUACCGGUGACAUGAGCAUAAACAUUUUAUAUUCUUAUGACCUAGGAUAAAUAUAUUUUAUAAUUGCAUAUUUAAUCUUUUUGUAGUUCACUGUACUUUUAAAAGCUCAGUUUGUACAAAUUUCUGACCAAAAAAGAAUUUGAUUUAGAAACUACAUGUAAUUUGUGCAUGAAAAUGAUAGUGCAACCAUACCCCGUAUUUUGACUCUCAGAUUUAUGAUGUGAGCAGCUAGGGGUCUGAUGAAGCACUUAGCAGUUUCUACUCUGUUACUUUGCAUUCCUUAUUUAUUUUUUUGUAGUUUUUGUUAUUUAAGUAAGGCUUGGGAAUUUGAACUUUUUAAGGCUUUGGAGAACUUAGCCCCCACUGAAAAGCAUACUGUUCAACUGAUCAAUGUAUCCAGACUUCAGCUACUGUUUGAAGGCCAACUUUUGUUAAAGUUCUGACAUUCCAUUAAAUGUGAAACAAUG